CUGCAUAUAGGCUAACCAAAGCGAAAGAAAGCACUAGAAUAACCUUCAACAAAUCAACUCAGUCCCCUGUUUUCGCUUCAUUAAGAGAGACUGUCUUAUUUUACAUGAGUUAUAGUCUUGUCCAAGAGACCUGAGGUUAGUAAAGUGUUAUUGGCUCGAGAACCGGUCGAAAACGCUUCUGUCCGUUUAAUGAGCUAAUCAUUGAGAUUGAUUUUUAAACCGGUUCAGCAGAUUAAAGAUCCGACUCAAAAGAACGAUUCUUUCACGAAUGGACUAAACCUUCACCAUAGUAGGGUAUAUGUUUCCUUUCCUUUAGGAGUAGGGAUUAUUUCGUUGCUCAUUCGGGAAGGUUUUUUUUUAAUUCCUUUAGAAUGGAGGUCGACUCCGAGUCCGGCUUCGACAGCAGCGGUACUGCCAGAACCAGUAAAAGCUCGAAUAUAGAGAGUUUAGGCUUGUCACACUCAAAGUUGGCUUAUGAUGGGAACUUUAUUCGUUCUGCGUGUGGCAUGUUUAUGGCUGGAGAAAUCGUGUUUGGGCUUCUGGUGUGGACUUUGAUUGGUGGGACGGAGUACCUCCAUGUUCCUGCACUGGGGUGGGUAAUGUUUGUGUCAGUCUUUUGCUGGGUGCUUACUGUCAUUCUCUUCCUCUUAUACCUGACCAUGGCCCACACCAGGAUUCCCCAGAUCCCAUGGACAAUUCUGGGAAUAUGUUUUAAUGGCAGCGCCUCUGUAUUGUACCUGACAGCAGCUGUGAUCAGUGCCGUAUCUUUGAAUGUGGCCAUUAGGGGGCGCUACUACUUCAUCAGCUGGGUUGCAUCAACGAUAUUUGCCUCACUGGCUGUGGUGUGUUAUGCAGGAAAUACAGUUGUGAAUUACAAAUCCUGGAGAUCAAAAUGUGAAGAUACAUAAGCAGAUACAUUUUUUAAUUAUUCCUGAGGUAUUAUUUAUGCAAGUUUAAAGAAUCACAAAACAAGACAAUUUUGCUGUGGUUAUAUAUAGCAUUGUUCUCAUAAGUAAAACUUUAAAUGUUAUGUAAAACUGUACUCAAAUGUCCUCUAUAUUUCUCAUUUGAGUUAUUCUUUAGAAGUUAAUUAUUGAGAAUCCAUAUAAAAUAGCUCCCACCCCCCACACACACACACACACACACACACACACACACACACACACACACACACACACACACACACACACACACAAAUUAGCAUUAAACAAAGAAAAUGAGGUCUGCCUAUGACACUACAAAUUACUCUAAUGAGUCAGUUCUUUUUAGUAAAUUAAUCACAACUAAUCAGUGUAGUUACUGAUUGGUUGUUCAUAUGACAAUGUGUAGUUAAAGAUGCAUGUGUCUUUUUUUUUGUUUGUUUGUUUAGCAUUGCUGUUUAUUAUUAAGGCCAAUUAUUGGAUUGCAUUUAUGUUUCUUCUAAAAAGACUGAAGCCAAGUCCCUUUAAGACAAGUCAUUUCACUCGGCGGCCAUCUUUGAAACGCCUCUCAGGCAUUCAAGUGCAGCUCCUAUCUCUUUGAAUGAUGAAACAUCAAAUUCUCCAAAGCUGU
Molecule: messenger RNA, 1551 nt
Organism: Megalobrama amblycephala (Wuchang bream)
Lineage: Eukaryota; Metazoa; Chordata; Actinopteri; Cypriniformes; Xenocyprididae
Gene: cmtm8b
Product: CKLF-like MARVEL transmembrane domain containing 8b
Exons: 4
Coding region: 372-908 (178 amino acids)
Biological process (GO): myelination
Cellular component (GO): membrane
Molecular function (GO): structural constituent of myelin sheath
Source: RefSeq, a predicted model, not a curated record